AUGACGUUUGUUUUCCAGAUGGAGUCAGUGCGAACGUUAUCUUCGAGGGUUCACGAAUUCUGGCGAAGCGUGGUAGAAUGGCGGAGUCCCGCCUCUGGACCGUAUUUAAUGCUCGUCAAUGCAGCAUUCUGGGCCACUGCUCUUUACUGCGAUGAACUCGUACAGCUUCGGAUCCUGCUAUCUCUGGCAGCAGGAGUGGUCGGUUGGGAUGUGCUACUUUCACCUACGCAUGAGCGAAGUAUAGCUACUCAUGUGGCAUUGUGGCCAGUGCAAUCCAUAUGGAGGACGUUGUCCGUGGCUGGCUGUUUAUACAGUUCCCAUCAGCUAAAAAUGCAAGAACUGGAAACUGCAUGUAUAGCGGCUUAUGCUACAGUUGGCUGUCUUCUUGUCAAUCCCGUAUGGGAUUACUACGAAGUUAAUCAAAAAAUCGUGUACACUUCAAAAUUUUGCGGGCGAAAAAUGGCGGAUGGGGCAACGGUGGUGAUUGUGCGUCCACUACAGGCUGUUUAUCGUGCUGUGAAAUAUGUGGUGCUGUUGCAGUUUAUACCGCGUGAGUUGCCCAUUCGCACGUUUGAUGGUUGCAUGGUUACAGCAGUGUGGCAGAGCUGGCUUUUUGAUGAGCAGGAGCAGGGUCCUCAGGAGCUCAUUGUCGUUCUCUGUUGUGGUUCUCGCAUAAACCUAGUCUAUGCGGUGCACUGCUUUGGAGAUCAGGAUACCGUGGGGGUUGAGGAUACCUACAGAAAGCGGUCGUGUUUAGUUCCGAAGAGAGACCCUAUUUGGCUCGCUAAGGAGGAUCUACUUUAUUCGCAAGCGGUGUGGGAAUUCCGAAUGUAUUAA
This is a messenger RNA of Cooperia oncophora, 837 nucleotides long. The record is from the annotation of a GenBank genome assembly. NCBI's taxonomy places the organism in Eukaryota, Metazoa, Nematoda, Chromadorea, Rhabditida, Trichostrongylidae.